Trypanosoma grayi is the source of this 1530-nucleotide messenger RNA. RefSeq lists its product as hypothetical. The transcript has a single exon. Lineage: Eukaryota; Euglenozoa; Kinetoplastea; Trypanosomatida; Trypanosomatidae. The coding region runs from base 1 to 1530 and encodes 509 amino acids. The record is from RefSeq and is a predicted model, not a curated record.
AUGGCUGGCGGCGGCGGCGGCGGGGAGGGGGACAUGCCGAAUGAGGAGCCGUUCAUCGCCAACCUCCUCGUGGACGCCGUGGAUGACCGCUUUCAGAAAAAUCGCUUCAACGUUGAGUUCGCCUUUCUACGCGACACCACCGUGGAGACGGUGCUGACAGAUCUUGAAGAGGCCUUAGUCGGUAUGGGCCUGCGGCUGGCGAUUCCGUACAACCAAUGCGCACUGGCGUACGACAGCAGCCGCAACAAUAGCAAUAUCAACAACACUGAUAUACGCGACACUUUAGAGGAAGGCUUACGCACGGGGGAUGACGGAAGCAUUGCAGUGCUUUCCGGGAAGGAUUACAUCUUAGAAGCGCCGGAGGUGGAGGCCUUUUACGACCUCAACCGCCGCUGCGGCUUGAAGCGCGUCGCAAUAUUCCUCGUCGUGCGGAGAUCGGCAGGUCCUCUACUGACACAUGGCACUUCCCAUGCUUUGAAGGAGAUGAGCAGCUCCGCGGCCGAUGGCGAAGGAACGGCAGCAGCUAAAGAGGUAGGAGGACUAGAGGUAUACCUCCUCUCCCGUCAGCUACAGUUCGACCAAUUUCCAGAGGCGUUAGAAACCUCAACCAACGAUAAUGACGAGAUGAGUAACGACUAUCAAAGUGCCUUGACACGCGUUCGAGCGAUGGUGAAUGCGGAGGAGAAGUCUAUACUCACCGCCCGUCACCAGCAGCAAUACCCACACCGAGAACCACACUGGUCGAUUCAGCUGAAUAAGCCACCCUCUCGGCUGGAGUGGUUGAAGGCGCUUGAAGCAGAGGCUGAAUCAUACGACCGUCUGACCGCUCAGUUCACACAGGUAACUUCAGCCGAAGUGGCACGGCAGGAGAAGGCGCGUGCCGUGCUACAGGAAGAGGUGACAAAGCUCCAUGGGCGGAUUGAUAGUGCGAAGGUCAACGUCACGAAGCGACAGGUGUUGCAGGAUCGGGUUGAGGAACUCAAGAUGGAGAUAGAGGCACAGCGAGAAAAGGAACAGGAGCUUCUUCAAGCGCUAGAAAAGGUGAAGGUGAAGGAGGUGCGAGACCGUUCACCACCGGGGCCCCCACCUACUUCUUCGGUGCUAUUGGCGCGGCAGGACGGCCGUAUUUCUUCCCAGCAUCGAACACCCGUAACGCAUGAACCUGUUCCGAACUACUCUGCCAUUCACGGUUCCAGUGCAGGAGCGGCUGCUGGCGGUGGUGGCGGCUCGAAUUUUCUGUCGCCGUCACUGAGCGAGGAGGUACGUCGCGCACUAUCGCCACGUGCUGCUUCUCCCCUGAGUGCACAGCAGCAGAAGCAGCAGCAGCAACAAACCGACCUCCAAAGGCUGCGCCAUCUCGCCGCGGAGCUCAGCCAUCACCUGCGCUCGCAGAACCCUAACCCGGCCGAGCGACAUCGACUCAUGGAGGAGAUACGUAGGCUUAGACAGCAGGUGGAGCAGCGGCAGGCGGAAGAGUCCCGUGUGACAGUGACUCCCUUGCGCUGGCGUGGCACGGACGGUGCUCCUUAA